Molecule: messenger RNA, 1243 nt
Organism: Drosophila suzukii
Lineage: Eukaryota; Metazoa; Arthropoda; Insecta; Diptera; Drosophilidae
Biological process (GO): protein peptidyl-prolyl isomerization
Molecular function (GO): peptidyl-prolyl cis-trans isomerase activity
Source: RefSeq, a predicted model, not a curated record
AUCUCUUUUUUUUUGUUGGAUAUGUUUGACCCGCAUCGGUUUCCCUACGCUGGUUCCUUUACUUCCCGAGUAUCUAGUUUCUCGCAGCUGCACCAACGACGAGUCGCUCCAUGUCGCUACAAGUUGUACCUUCAACGCCUGCAAAGAGCAACCAGUUUGGUGGACCAGAGCCCACCGCUGCUGAACACCAAGACCCAGGGCGGAUUCAAUAUACUGCAGCAGGAUGCACGCAGCUUUCUGGAUCGGACCAAUGAGAAUGUGCGCCUGUUGUUGAAUCUGGCGAAGAUUAAGCGAACUGGCGGCAACAUUGACUCCAUGGACGCUCCCCCGCUCGUCCCCCAAACGGCUCUUCCUCUGAUGCUGCAAAGGCUGGACUUGGUGGAGCAUCAGAAUCUAUUAUUGGGUCGACGGCUGAUGAGGAUCCAGGGACGCAAACGUGCUACGACCCAGCGGAAAUGGCCCAAACGGCCAUCGCUAACGAGUACCGCCGGCUGUCCCAGUGUGAUGACCAACCGAUCGGUUCUGGCCGAGAGUGAGGUGUUCACCAAGUACAACGGCUGGGAUCUACAACUGCCUAGCGAGAACUCCGAGCUGAUGAGACUGCUCCGGCCCAGGAUUGUACUGCACUUUGGCCUGAUGGAUGGACGUCCAUUGGGUCAGGUGGUAGUGCAGCUGUACACGGAGGCUGCUCCACUGGUGGUGCUGCAGUUCGUCCGCACCUGUCUAUCUCAGAGAUCCCACGAGUUCGCCGUUCGCCGGAUCUUCCCGCAUCUCUGGCUGGAGGGCUAUCUCCUAAGUAGCUGUAAGAACCCAUCGCGCGAUAUGCCCUCCCUGAAAGAUCCCAUGGAGUUCGAUACGCGCGUGGUUAAUCAAGGUCGCUUCGGUUGCGUUCUCUCCUGCGCCAAGGAGUACUGCGUGCGGGGAUUCCCCGGAGGGGCCAUCAAUUUUAGCAUCAGCUUCAAGCCCCUGCCGGUGGCCAAGGGUCAGCGAGUAGGUUUUGGAAGGGUGAUACGUGGCGACAAGGUCAUCGAGGCUAUGGAGGCUCAUGGAACCAAAAAUGGCAAGAUCAGCCGGCCAUUGCUCAUCACCCACUGCGAAGUGCUGUAGGAAAACAUGGAGUUUUUGGGGUACUUAUUGUCUCACCCGGCAGAGAACUUCAUCUGAUAUUGGAUGAUACUCUGCGGGGUGAAACCAGAAGUCCUCCAGAGGCUCCUUGAGUUAUUAUGGCCUUUAAAAACCCAAA